AUGCAGAGGUUGUGUGGUAUGCGCCCUGAAGGGUUGACGGUCCACUCAAGGUUCAGCCCUCUGCCGUCGACGUGCUUCUUCGACACAAUUAUCAUCCCCUUACCGGCGUGGAUUCGUAUCGUCGUCACCUUUGCCCUUUUCCACUUCGUCGUGCCAGUUAUCAUCGUCGACAAGAUUAAGCGGUAUGCCGUUAAGAAGGAAUGGCAGAGACACGCCCAGCUGUCGGCCUACUACUUCUCGAUCCUCGUCGUCUUCCUCAUGGAGAUUCUCGAAAUCGCACGACUGGCGCAGCUCCGCUACGCCAUCGGUCUACUCCCCUUCGUCUUUGCGGGCUGCGGCUUAUGCGCAGUCAUGCAGGCCACCCGCGGCGCCAAGGGUCGGGUUCGCAACUGGCAGCCGGCCAACGUGAUCUUUUGGAUCAUGAGCAUUGCCGUCACCAUCAUCAAGAUACUUACGAUUCAGCGUUCCAGUAUGCGCAGCCCGGAGUUCAGGCGGAUGAAUACCGACUACCCGACGACCCAUCAGGUCUCAGACUUGGCCGUCAUUGCUGGCUUUUACUUUCUCCUCUUUGUUAACGAGCUCGCACUCAUGUUCCAGAAGACGUGGGAUGAGACCGUCGACGGCGAGAACAUCAAGAAGCUGCGUCUCACCAGGUCGAUCAGCGACCAGGCUCGGUACGAUCUCACGCGCGCCAUCGAGGAGGGCUACUACCCGUCGGGCGUCACAUAUCUCACGCUCAGACUCGAGGGCGAGUCCGCCAGCGAAAAGGCUGUCAGCAAGGACGACAUCCUCAAGAAGACGGCCAGCAAGGACGCCUCCAUCGCGGGCUCCUCAUCCAGCGAGAAGACGGCCGGCAAGAGGAUCAUGGAAGACGACACUAUUGAGCCCGUGCCCUUGAUCCCGCCCAGCUUCCGACACAACAGCGAGCGUUGGUCUUCGGCCAUGACGCUUAAGGACGCCGGUGGCGAUGACAACAUGAACGAAAAGGUGGGCGGCAAGGACACCAAGAAGCGUGGCAGUCACGACAAGCGCAUUUCAAGCUUCGCCACCCCCAUGGUUGCGGAUAUCGACGAGAUCACGCCUAUGGAGCCUUUGUCGACUUCGUCAUCCCGCUACGAAGACGAGCACAUCGCUCAAAAGAACAUGCUCCUUGACAGCCCGUUCCCCUUGAAGGAGCUCCCCGAGAGGCGAUCCUUCUUGCUCAAGCCUUCGCGUCCUAACACGGAGCGAUGGUCCAACGCGAUGACGCUCCGAGGCGAGCCGUCUUCGAGCCAGGAGCCUUCUCCCAAGGACAAGGACUACUACACUCCCAAGGAAGACUCUUCUCCCAGCACGCCUCCUGCCCCCGCGACGGCGCCGACGACGCCAGAGCGCAAGGUCUCAAGCAGCGAAAGAAACAUGACGAGGCGGUACUCUGACGCGUCGACAAGAUCUAUUAGGCGGUUCUCGGCGCGCAGCGACCUCCGCGAGGCGGCGGCUACGGCGGCGGCGUUCGUAGACAUCGAUGAACCGCUCUCUUCGCCGACGGAGACGCACCCGCUGCAGCCGCAUGACGACAACAACGAGCAAGCGCCUUGA
Colletotrichum spaethianum is the source of this 1578-nucleotide messenger RNA. RefSeq lists its product as uncharacterized. The transcript is spliced from 3 exons. NCBI's taxonomy places the organism in Eukaryota, Fungi, Ascomycota, Sordariomycetes, Glomerellales, Glomerellaceae. The record is from RefSeq and is a predicted model, not a curated record. The coding region runs from base 1 to 1578 and encodes 525 amino acids.